CAUGGUGUAUUGGAGCCGCCGAAAUUCCCGUGAGGGGGUGUGACGAAGGAAUCAGUGAGACUGAGAGAGAAAAAAAAAGGCAUUUAAACUCUCUGCGAUCUCGAUAUAUUUUAAGAUUCAAUAGCUUUUGUCCCAUACAUUGUCAAAAUGGCAAUCCUCGAGCAAAUUCCAUUGCCUUGGGCAUUAGGUUUGGGGUGUCUUGCUGUUGUUUUCUACUAUGUCUAUUCGUACCUAAUGACGAACAGCCACCUUCGAGGUGUUCCCGCGCCUUUCCCGGCUCAAUUCACUAACCUAUGGCUUCUUUAUGCUUGUAGACGAGGAAGACGCUAUCUCGUCGUGGAUGAGGUCCAUAAGAAGUUAGGUCCUGUUGUGCGUAUUCAACCAAACCACGUGAGCAUUGCCGACGAUGAGGCUAUCCAGGUCAUCUACGGCCACGGAAAUGGAUUCCUCAAGUCUGAAUUCUACGAUGCCUUCGUUUCAAUCCGACGUGGUUUAUUCAACACUCGGGACCGCGCUGAGCAUACUCGUAAGAGAAAGCUAGUGUCAAGCACAUUUGCUCCGAAAUCCAUACAUCAGUUUGAACCAUAUAUCCAGGAAAACCUCGAGAUGUUUGUCAAGAGGUGGGAUGAGCUAAUCGAGAAAUCACCUACGGGAGAUAAAACAGCUUAUCUCGAUUGCCUGAAAUGGUUCAACUACGUAGCCUUUGACACCAUUGGGGACCUAGCAUUUGGUGCGCCAUUCGGUAUGCUGAAGGCAGGAGCAGAUAUUGCUGAGGUUCGCACAGCAGUCGAUUCCCCGCCAAUCUAUGCACCGGCUGUUGAAAUACUUAACCGUCGCGGCGAAGUAUCUGCUACUCUUGGCUGCUUCCCACAGCUCAAGCCCUACGCCAAAUGGCUCCCAGAUUCGUUCUUUAGCAAGGGCCUCGCAGCUGUGGAGAACUUAGCGGGCAUCGCUAUUGCGCGCGUGAAGGAUCGUCUAGAGAACCCACCGGAUAUUAACCGCAGAGACCUUCUUGCCUUAUUACAGGAGGGACGCGACGAGAAAGGGGAACCAUUAGGUUUUGAGGAACUGACAGCAGAAGCACUGACACAAUUGAUUGCCGGGUCGGAUACGACCUCCAAUUCGUCUUGCGCUCUUCUCUACCACGUAGCACGAACACCAGGCGUACUACAGAAGCUUCAAGAAGAGCUCGACGCGGCAGUUCCAAGCAAUGAUGUCACUGUGCCUACGUACGACGCGAUCAGGAAUCUACCAUAUCUCCAGAUGAUCAUCAAUGAAACGUUGCGUAUCCACUGCACCUCUGGGAUCGGCCUACCGCGAGAGAUCCCGCCCGAAUCUGAUGGAGUAUAUAUUCGAGGAUAUUAUUUCCCUCCUGGCACAGUACUUAGCGUACCAACGUAUACCAUGCACCACUCGCGUGAGAUUUGGGGUGAGGACGCAGACGAAUUUUGCCCCGAGAGAUGGGAGGAGACGACCGCGCGUCAGAAAAACGCGUUCAUCCCAUUCAGUACAGGUCCUCGAGCCUGUGUAGGCCGAAAUGUGGCCGAGAUGGAGAUGAAAAUGAUUGUGGCGACUUGGGCACGCCGUUAUAGCGUCUUCCUCUGCCAGAAUGAGAUGGAGACUCGCGAGGGUUUCCUGAGGAAGCCAUUGGCGUUAGAUAUUGGUCUGAAACGAAGAUUUUAACGUGCUUCAUAGGGUCAUUGGCAAGCAAAUGAGGUCUCAAGAGACAAACCGCUGAGCCAAAAGUGUAUUUCUUAUUGGCACAAUUACUAUUACAGUCUAUCUGAUCCAUGAGUGGUACCACUCAUAUGAGGUGACUAGUCAAAUCUAGUCUUAUUAUGAUUAUUACGCAUUCAACAUUUCCUUUUUCUCACUUUGAUAUAAUCAAUCGAAUUAUCAAUAAUACUGAUGACAUUGUGCAUUCAAAUCCCAUCCCAUCAUAUCAGCUUCUGAAGUCAGAGACCGUCACCCUAGACA
Messenger RNA from Daldinia caldariorum, 1977 nucleotides. Its product is annotated as putative benzoate 4-monooxygenase cytochrome P450. The transcript is spliced from 3 exons. The record is from RefSeq and is a predicted model, not a curated record. Lineage: Eukaryota; Fungi; Ascomycota; Sordariomycetes; Xylariales; Hypoxylaceae. Bases 148 to 1683 code for a protein of 511 amino acids. Gene Ontology annotation, molecular function: iron ion binding; monooxygenase activity; oxidoreductase activity, acting on paired donors, with incorporation or reduction of molecular oxygen.